Messenger RNA from Sander lucioperca (pikeperch), 1806 nucleotides. Its product is annotated as zinc finger protein 501-like. Gene Ontology annotation, molecular function: RNA polymerase II cis-regulatory region sequence-specific DNA binding; DNA-binding transcription factor activity, RNA polymerase II-specific. The transcript has 2 exons. The coding region runs from base 228 to 1505 and encodes 425 amino acids. Gene Ontology annotation, biological process: regulation of transcription by RNA polymerase II. Gene Ontology annotation, cellular component: nucleus. The record is from RefSeq and is a predicted model, not a curated record. Lineage: Eukaryota; Metazoa; Chordata; Actinopteri; Perciformes; Percidae.
UGGUUGCUCUGACUGAACUGAACGCAGUUAGCGUGUGUGCGCGUCUGUGUUAGCAUGUCGGCUGAGCGUAAAUACGGAUACUAAUAAUUAGGACAGAGCGUUUUUAGCUAGUCACCUUUGACUCGAUCAGAGGAAAAUAUCCGGAUUUAAGGACCUGCGUCUGAAACAUAUUGACUCCGCGACUCGAGGACAUUUGAUUGGAGAUUUCGAGCUAACAAUAUCCGGAUAUGAAGAGAACAUCGAUUGCCAACGAAGAACUGGCGUUACUGGAUGUGGGUUUAAACUCCGACACGAAGCUGCUGAGAGAAGCAGCUUUACCUUCAGAUGUCCAGAAAGUGAUUGUUGGUGAAGAACAUGAGUGGAGCUCCAGUCUGGACCAGGAGGACACAAACCCACCACACAUUAAAGAGGAACAGGAGGAACUCCAUAUCAGUCAGGAGGGAGAGCAGCUUCAGGGGCUGCAGGAGGCUGAUAUCACCACGUUCACAUUCACUCCUGUCCCUGUGAAGAGUGAAGAUGAUGAAGAGAAUCCUCAGUUCUCACGGCUUCAUCAAAGACAAACUGAAGAGAUGAAAACUGGAAACUCGACUGACAGUGAAUGGAAGGAGAUCAUAGAACCUCCGUCAGGUUUAAACUCUCUGAAUAACGAUGAAGUCCCUGUCUGUGAUUCGACAUGUGGUACUGGUGAAGAACCAGUAAGCUGCUUUGAGUGUGGGAAAAGAUUUGGCACCAGUGGACAUCUGAAGAGACACGUGAGAUCUCAUACAGCCGAGAAACUAUUUAGCUGCUCAGUCUGUAAGAAAGCUUUUCUAAAGAGUGGACAUUUACAGUCACACAUGAGAAUCCACACGGGAGAGAAACCGUUUAGCUGCUCCAUCUGUAAGAAAGCUUUUACAGAGAGUGGAAGUUUAAACAGACACAUGCGAAUCCACACAGGAGAGAAACCAUUUAGCUGCUCCAUCUGUAAGAAAGCUUUUAUAGAUAGUGGACAGCUGAAGAAACACAUUAGAAUCCACACAGGAGAGAAGCCAUUUAGCUGCUCAGUCUGUAAGAAAGCGUUUGCAGACAGUGGACAUUUGCAGAAACACAUGAGAAUCCACACAGGAGAGAAGCCUUUUAGCUGCUCAGUCUGUAAGAAAGCGUUUACAGUAAGUGGACAUUUAAAGGCACACAUGAGAAUCCACACAGGAGAAAAACCAUUUAGCUGCUCCGUGUGUAAGAAAGCUUUCACAGAGAGUGGACAUUUAAGGGAACACAUGAGAAUCCACACAGGAGAGAAACCGUUUAGCUGCUCUUUCUGUAGCAAAGCUUUUAGUAAAAGUGGACAUGUACAGGCACACAUGAGAAUCCACACAGGAGAGAAACCGUUUAGCUGCUCUUUCUGUAGCAAAGCUUUUAGUAAAAGUGGAAAUUUACAGGCACAUGUGAGAAUCCACACAGGAGAGAACCUGUGUGGAGUGGAGCUCCAGUCUGAAACAAGAGCAGAGAGCCUGAGUCAGGUUUAAAAAAUCUAAAAAUGAAAGUCUCUAAAGGGUAUGCGAGAUGUAAUACCCUCUGGGUCAUGAGAAAUUCUUAAGUACAAUAAUUAAAAUGUUAGGCUUUAAAAUGUCAGGUAAAAAUUGAUUGGAUGAAGAAGUUAAUAUUACUGUGGGGUUCCAUGAAACUCCAUAGUAUAAAGGCAACAACUGCUUUUGGUUGUGGCUCUUGGCUCUCCCUUCACUUCAGAAAAAGCAACAACUCUACUGCAUCUCUCUAGCCUGACAAGCCAGACACACAUCAAGAUGUUGGGCGUCAAGAUGUUGGGUC